This is a messenger RNA of Ylistrum balloti, 2978 nucleotides long. RefSeq names its product ceramide kinase-like. Gene Ontology annotation, molecular function: kinase activity. The record is from RefSeq and is a predicted model, not a curated record. Bases 1 to 1368 code for a protein of 455 amino acids. Lineage: Eukaryota; Metazoa; Mollusca; Bivalvia; Pectinida; Pectinidae. The transcript has 12 exons.
AUGACUUCCUAUAUAUUACAGAUUGGUGAAGAACAAGCAGAUUCAGAGGUGAUUGUUGAUGAAAAGUGUAUGCAAUUCACAGAUAAAAAGGAAAAAGUAUGUGUUGAGUUUGCUGACCUGAUAGCUGUGCCGGACCCGAGUUCUGAUGACCAGGGACUGGCUGUUACUAUAUACUAUAUAAAACAUACAGUAUUCCUGCUGUCGAAGGAGACUGUCCGAAUCCAUGGUCAAGCUACAAUUGUCAGACAGUUCUUUCAAGAUGUGAAAGAGAAAUUUAUGCAGGUACCGUCUUCACAACCCAGACGUUUCCUUGUGUUUAUCAACCCUAUCGGUGGAAAAGGAACGGCAGUGAAAACGUUUGAGGACACAGUUAAACCCCUGUUUGAUCUGGCAGGCAUCACAUACCAGGUUAUUGUGUCAGAACGACCGAACAUGUGUACUGAAGUGAUGGAAUCUCAGGACCUAUCUCAUGUUGACGGUAUUGUGGUGUGUGGAGGAGAUGGCACUCUAUCUGAAAUAGUUAAUGUUCUGCUAAGGAGAACUAUGGUAGCAGCAGAUCUGGAUUUCAAUGACUCCAAAACCAAAGUUCCAACAACAGUAAUCCCUGUAGGACAUAUUCCCACUGGUACAGCAAACGUGAUGACUUAUUGCUGUUGUGGCACUCUGGACACCGUCACGGCAACUUUGUGUAUAAUAAAAGGUGAUACACGUCCUAUGGGAGUGAGUGGGGUGUACAGUGGCGGGAAGCUUGUUCGGUACAGUCUUGUGGGCGUCAGCAUUGGGCUUAUAGCUGAUAUGAUGAACACAAGAGACCAGCUGAGGUGGAUGGGCAUGUUCAGAUUGCUGUGGGUUCCCUUCGUGAUGCUUUUCAGUAGUUUUCGGACAUUUACCUCUGAAAUAACUGUCGACAUAAGAAAGAAAACCACCGUGACAGAAGGUGACAAGAAGGAGAUUACGUAUACAGAAAAGGAAGAAAAAUUUGAACGAGAAAUUUUCAACACAAUGCUUCUGUGCUGGAAUAUUAAGGACGUCAAUGGUAAAUCCCAUAUAUGGCCGAACAGAGGACCCUUCCAGACCUUCAUCUUCUACAAAAGUUCAUGCUCCAAGUUUCAGUUAGUGCGGCAUUUUAUGAAACUAUUCAGUGCCAAAAAGGAAGCGCUAGAUCAGGAUUUCCUGGAGUGCUAUCAGGCGGCUGGUUAUACAAUCAAAGUGAAGGAGGACAGCCCGCUUGAUGCAAAUCUCAACAUUAAUAUAGACGGGGAUCAGUUUCGAUUGCCAGAGCCAUUUCAUGAAAACAGGUUCCACGAUGGUGCUGUUCGGAUGUUUUCCAGUCUCACCGACACUGACGACAAUACUUCAGUUCCAUAAUUCAGUGCGAGUCAAAAUUUUUAAAAAGUUGACUUGGACCAGAGUGACCAGAAUGAAUAGUUAUUGCCCUUGUCAGGCUGUUGUGUUGAGAAACCAGAAUGAAUAGUUAUUGCCCUUGUCAGGCUGUUGUGUUGAGAGGCCAGAAUGAAUAGUUAUUUUCCUUGCCAUGCUGUUCUGUUAAGACACUAGAAUGAAUAAUUGUUAACCUUGCGAGACUGUUGUGUUUUCUGACCUUGUGCAAGCGAUGUUAAAUACUACUUAAUGAGAAGUUCAAACUAGUAUCAGUUAUGAUUGUCGCCGAUAUGAACACACCAUGUCUAUAGUCAGUAGUACUAGUAUUAGCUAGAUAUCGCUUUUGAAAUAUCUUCAAUGUAUUAGAAAUCAAUGUCCACCUUUUAGGAAAUAGUUUCACCUUGUCCACAUUUAUUUCCAGAGGCGAAAGACCGUUAAAGAAUUGUGUCUACGAGGAUCAAAUGCCUAGCACAUAUUAAGUAUUCUACAUCAUUGUUACAAUGUAAUGAUAUUGAAAAUCGAAAGGAAACUUGAAAUAAACGUCUGAUUGACUGAUUUCGGAAAUAAAAAUAUUACAUUAAGAUUUUAUGUUCAAAUCAUGAUAAAUGGAAACACAGACAUUUUCAAGUCAGUGGGUUAUUGGGAUGGUAAUUAAUGUCUGUCCAAGGAGAAGAUGUGUUUUUUCAAAAGCUUUUGAAAUAUUCAAAAGAAAGAUAACUUAUUGAUUUAUGUAACAGAUACUACACAGUUUCCCACCAAUGAUUGCGGUAUAUUUCAUACCCUUUGACAAAAACAUGGAAAACCUAUCGAUACCCUAAUCAACUCUGAUCACGUGUUUUAUUUAUAUGAAAGACAUGUGAAUUCGUUGUGAAGUGUUGAUUGGCUUUUUCUACCUCAAAAUAUAUCCGAAUCAGAUUUUUAAAUAUGUUGUUUUAAUGUUGAUUUGAAUGUUUUAGAUUAAAUCAGCUGCCAAAACGUUGCCAGUGAUCUAAUAAUUAUUUUGGUGCUAAAGUUACAUUCUAUUUCUAUCUGGUAAGGUAACUCUAGGUCUGUUUAGGUUUUUGGUUUUUGUUAACUGAAACUGCUGGUCCGUCUGUCUUUAUCUGUUUUAUUUUGGCUUUUUCGCAGUGUCAUCAGUAAAAAUAAUUCGAUAUUUUAUUUUCACGUAUUUUUUAUCCCGAAAUUUUUAUCAAAGGUACUGAUAAGUGGAACAUUCCCUGAAUCCCCUCAGCUAUUGUAUCGACUCUACCGCUCACCAGUAAAAGUUUGUUACCACAUUUUGGUACCAAACAAUCCGAUGAAAAUACAUAUCUUAAUUUACCACUACACUUAAUGAAUGGAAAUAUUUAAAGUAAAUUAAGAUCUGUAUUUUUGUCAAACAAUUUUAGUACCAAAUUAGUAAUAAUCGAACAUGAAUUCAAUGUGUCAAAGAUCAGCUGACCUAAGCCCCAUUUAAUGUCACUUUUUCGAGGAAGUUUUGUAUUACCUAUACCGUAAACUUUAUUUGAUAUUACACGUAUCCGCACAAAACAAGCACUACGCAAGCAACAGCCAUUUGUUUUCAACGUAACUUUAUUUGUUACUCCUGAUGUUGUUUA